AUGUUCAAGAAUUCGGAGGUCCUAAGGGCCAGAGAGGAACAAGAAGAAGAUAGGAAGAGGUUGAAAGAGGAAGUGAACCUUCGCGGCAAGCAGGGACAGGACACGACCAAGGGCGAACAAGUGUGGUACUCUCGCCGCGUCGACGACGGGUGUCUUUUACAUUGGGCCAUCAUCACGCACGGCCAGAAAUACGAGCUCCGCCUACCGAAUGGCAGUGUCCCGAAGCCGAAGGACAAGGUGGCAGAGAGCGAAAAGACCAGUUCUUUCGAGCCUGCUCGGGUGUAUGAAGCGAGGGUGGCUGCAUGGUCCUUAAAGGAAGAGACGAAUAAGCUCAGAGCACUUCAGCUUUCGACACCGUCCAAGGGCUAUCACACCCGUGACUACACCGUUUGUCAGAUCGGCUGGACGACUUUGACGAAAGACGAAGUCAACACCGAAUGGGCUGCCGCGCGCUCAUCCAUUCCCGCUAAAGAUCUGGGAUACAACGACUGCCGGGAGCUGCUCAAGAGGUUUGGCAGCAUCAUCAAGACGCCUGAAGGAUGUGCACUAGACUAUGACUGGUUCAAGGAAAGUCUUGAGACGCCAACUCACAGACUCACCGAGAUCACUCCGGACAAGGCCGUCAAGGGGUUCCAGAAUUCGAUGCAGAACGGGCUAUGGGGUGUCGCUGCCACGGGAGCGGGAGCCGGAAUCGUGUAUGGCGCGUAUGAGGCUGGAAAACAGAUGGAUCCUUUGAGGAGUGGUGCCAAUGUGGGCGGCAGCCUGGGUCCAGAUUGUUGUUGCGCUGGUUGCUACUGCUGUACUUGCGUGGCGGGUGAUGGAUCUUUCUGGGAGUCUUGCACUUGGCUGCCGUGUUUGGCCUUGAGCGGUGGCUGCAACUGUUGA
Messenger RNA from Colletotrichum tamarilloi, 885 nucleotides. RefSeq lists its product as uncharacterized. The record is from RefSeq and is a predicted model, not a curated record. The transcript has a single exon. Lineage: Eukaryota; Fungi; Ascomycota; Sordariomycetes; Glomerellales; Glomerellaceae. The coding region runs from base 1 to 885 and encodes 294 amino acids.